AUGAAGACAGUCUACCACAACGGGGUCAUCGUCACCGGCAAUCGACAACAGGACAUAUCGACCGCCCCAACCUGCCUAGUCGUCGAGAACGAUCUCGUCGUCUACGUGGGAAAUGACGAUAACCUCUUCAUCGUCAAGACCAUGGAAAACACAAAAACGAAAAAAGUCAACCUAGAAGGAAGAAUCAUCCUCCCCGGCUUCAUCGAUGGACACAUGCACCUCCUCUUCUUCGGCGCCAGCCUCUCCAAAAUCGACCUCGAAUCCUGCAAAAACCUAACCGACAUUCGCACCACCAUCAAAUCAGCCGCGCAGCAAAACCCCUCCGCCAAACGCCUCUUCUGCCGCGGCUGGAUGCACCCCAUGACCAACGGCAUUGCUCUCGCAAGCAUGAUCGACGACCUUGACCCACAGCGACGCCCAAUCUUCAUCGACUCGAAGGACCUGCAUUCGACAUGGUGCAAUACCGCCGCGCUGAAGGAAUUGGGCGUUGACGAGAACACACCGGACCCCGAGGGCGGGGAGAUAAGUCGUGACCCUGAAACAGGGAAGCCGAAUGGAUUGUUGAGCGAGGCUGCGAAUGUGAAUAUCGCGUGGCCGCAUGUAGCCCGUGUUGCGACUGUGGAUGAGCGCGUGGGGUACAUUCGUGACGCGGUGGAAGCGUAUAAUGCAGCGGGGUACACAGGGAUAACGGAGAUGGCGACUGACCAUACAAUAUGGGAGGCUAUGCGUGUUCUCCGCGAGCAGGAAGACGUGCCGAUUCGUAUGGCUGCAUACUGGAUUAUCACGCCGUGCAAGACGGAUGAGGAGAAUCUGGCCCAGGUGGAUAGGGCGAUUGAUCUGCAUAGACAGUAUAACAGCAGCACAUCGCCUGAUUUCCGUAUCGUUGGUAUAAAACUCAUCUGUGAUGGUGUCGUCGAUGCGUGCACUGCGUCUUUACUCGAGCCAUACUCCACGAACGGUGCUAAUGCAGAAACGGUCUGGGCUUCGGAUGCUCUCCGUAAAGUCGUUGAAAAAGCCGAUGCAGCAGGUCUCCAGUGUGCCCUGCAUGCUAUUGGCGAUGCAACCGUGAAACUAGCCAUUGAUACACUCGAGGCCGUUGGCACGCCAGGUCGCCGCCACCGCAUCGAACAUCUCGAGCUUACGGCGCCGGAGGAUGCGAAGAGGUUGGGUGAUGUGGGUAUCACGGCGUCUGUACAGCCUGUGCAUGCGGACCCUGCUAUUCUCCGCGCGUGGUCUGCGCUCCUUGGUCCCACUAGAUUACAGCGUGCGUUCGCAUACAAGGAGUUCCUGGACCAUCACGCGCCGUUGGCGAUCGGAACCGAUUCACCAACAGCACCGCAUUGGCCGCUAAAGAAUGUGUAUACAGCAACCACACGGCGGUCAGCAAGGGAACCGGAGUACGAAACGAAAGUGAACGAGCAUUUUGCGCUGGGGUUAGGAGAAGCUGUUUCUGCGGGAACGGCGGGGAGUGCGUACUCGACGUUUGCGGACGGGUUCAUUGGGACCUUGGGGGAAGGGAAGAAGGCGGACUUUGUCGUUUGGGAUAUGCAGUGGGAGAAAGAAAAGCUGUUGGAAGCGGUUGUAUAUGAGACGUAUUUUGGGGGAAGACAAGUCUAUCAUCGUUCUUAG
Messenger RNA from Aspergillus chevalieri, 1629 nucleotides. Its product is annotated as amidohydrolase. Bases 1 to 1629 code for a protein of 542 amino acids. The record is from RefSeq and is a predicted model, not a curated record. The transcript has 2 exons. NCBI's taxonomy places the organism in Eukaryota, Fungi, Ascomycota, Eurotiomycetes, Eurotiales, Aspergillaceae. Gene Ontology annotation, molecular function: hydrolase activity, acting on carbon-nitrogen (but not peptide) bonds.